AUGAUGGAAUCGAUGGAUUUUCACAAAAUAAUGGCGUUCGUCUAUUUGCCGACAAUACUCAUCGGCCUUAUGGGCAAUUUGCUCUCACUUUACGCCUACAGCCGACCGAAUCGCAAGUCUAUGGUGGGUUUUGUGCGGGGUCGAUGCACCAUGUGGAUCGUUUGCAGGUCGGUUUCCUGCUCUACUCGCUCUCCAUCUCCGACAUUUUCCUGUUGGUGUUCGCACUUCCGCUCUUCAGCAUCAUGUAUCUGCCCGUUUGGUAGGCUCUUGUUGUCAAAUUAGAAAAAGGCGGCAUUUGCUCAUUUGCACACAGAAUGAGCAAAAGCACGAGUUUCAGGUCGGACGAGGAGAAGGGUUUCGUCGUCGCCUACACGGCCAAGUACGUGUACCCGUUGUGUAUGAUGGCCAAGACGUGCAGUCUCUACAUUAUGGUCCUCAUCACGAUCGAGCGAUGGAUUGCGGUUUGUCGGCCGCUGGAGGUACUGUAGCAGGUCGUGGCCUAGCUUUCCGGAAACGUGCAAUUUCAGGUCCAGAUCUGGUGCCGCUACACGACCUCCUCCUACUCGAUCGCCGCAAUCAUCGUGUUCGCAGUCGUGCUCAACUUUGCGCGCUUCUUCGAAUUCAAAAUCGAGUACGUCGACGAGGGCCAUUUGCUGUUCAGACGAGAGCUGUUGGAUCCGGAGAAGCACUGGUGGUACUUUAUGUUCUACUUUAUAAUACUGUCGAUCAUCUUCGACUACACACUUCCGUUCGUCGUCAUGUUCGUCGCGAACAUGCGCAUCAUCGGCGAAUUGCGACGGACGAAAAAAGAGCGGAGUCUGAUGACGAUUCAGCAGCAAAAAGAGCAAAAUACGACUGUAAUGCUUCUGGUCGUCACGAUUUUCUUCGGAUUCUGUCACUUCUUCUCGAUGGCUCUCAAGAUUGCCGAAAGUUUCGCCGGCGGGUUUUUGACGAUUCAGGUGCGUGAUUUGGGCGUCGAUUUGCGCUCACACACUCAAACUUUCAGAAUAUUUACCUGGAAAUGUUGGGCGAGAUCUUCAACUAUUUGAUCAUUUUGCACACCGCCUCCACAUUCUUCAUCUACUACAUUUUCUCGGAAAAGUUCCGACAGAUCAUUCAGGCGCUUUGGAAGUGCGUUUAUUUUUCUGCACUUCACCCCCGCCGCUUCAUGCCCCAUGUUUUCAGCCGAAAACGUCUGACACGUCACGGAAGCAGCACGAAGAUCAUGUACCACACGGACGCGACGACGACGAUUCUUCAGAAGACGACGCGCUACUCGCGAAUCGCAUCCGGAUAA
Caenorhabditis sp. 36 PRJEB53466 is the source of this 1297-nucleotide messenger RNA. Lineage: Eukaryota; Metazoa; Nematoda; Chromadorea; Rhabditida; Rhabditidae. The record is from the annotation of a GenBank genome assembly.